Messenger RNA from Exophiala aquamarina CBS 119918, 1008 nucleotides. RefSeq lists its product as uncharacterized. Gene Ontology annotation, cellular component: cytoplasm; nucleus. The record is from RefSeq and is a predicted model, not a curated record. NCBI's taxonomy places the organism in Eukaryota, Fungi, Ascomycota, Eurotiomycetes, Chaetothyriales, Herpotrichiellaceae. Bases 1 to 1008 code for a protein of 335 amino acids. Gene Ontology annotation, molecular function: heat shock protein binding. The transcript has a single exon.
AUGGCUCCCAAAGCCAAAGCCAAAGCCAAAGCCAAAGCCGCGCCAGCAGAUCCUGUGUUCUCCGAGGACUCAGCCUCUGAAAACGGCGAAGAUAGCGGAGAUAUAAGCCUCAAUGAUCCACCCACAAGCAUUGACCCAUACAGCGUCCUCUCCGUCCCUUCCACCGCCACCGCUGACGAAAUCAAAACGGCCUACCGCAAACUCGCGUUGAAACACCACCCGGACAAAGUCACGCCAUCCGAGCGAGACUCUGCACACCAGAAAUUCCAAGAAAUAGCCUUCGCAUACGCGAUCCUAAGCGACGAGCGCCGCCGCAAACGCUACGAUGCGACGGGCAACACGGCGGAGUCGGCAAACGUGGAUGACGCCGACUUCAACUGGACGGAGUUCUUCCGGGAUAUGUCUGCGCAAGUGGUCAGUGGGCAGCUGAUCGAUCAGAUUAAACGAGAGUAUCAGGGGACCGAGGAGGAGAGGCUGGAUGUCCUGGCUGCGUAUGAGGACUCGGAGGGGGAUCUGGAUGCGGUGUUUGAGAGCGUCAUGUGUUCUGAGGUGUUGGAUGACGAGGAGCGGUUUAGGAAGAUCAUUGACCAGGCGAUUGCUCAGGGGGAGGUGGAAGGAUAUGUGAAGUAUACGAAGGAAGCAAAGAAGACGCGCGAGAAGAGGAGGGCGAGGGCCAAAGACGAGGAGAAGGAGGCGAUGCAGCUCGCGGAGGAGCUGGGGGUCAGGGAUAAGUUGUUCGGCAAGGGUGAUGGUUCUAAAGCCGACGCGGGCAAGAAGAGCACGAAAACAAAGAGCAAAGGCGAUACCGACACCGACACCGACGGGCUCAUGGCGCUGAUCCAACAACGGCAGAAAUCGCGGGCUCAGAACUUCUUCGACGACUUGGAAGCCAAGUACGGAGGCGAACCGGCGAAGAGGGGCGCCGGCAAGCGCAAAGUCGUUGAUGAGCCCCCCGACGAGGCGUUUCUGAAGAACGCGAAGAAGGGCAAGAAAGGCGGCAAGGCUUGA